UUUCGUUUGUUUUGGUUUCUUUCUUUCAUUUUCAUUUUGGAUUCUGCGCGAAGAUGAGUGCAGUAUUUAUUGCAUUUUCAGCGAAUUUUCAGUUUAAACGUUAGAUAUUGCCACAUUUCCAUCCGUAGUUUCCUCUGUUUAUGUUUUUGGGAUUACGGCAUGUCAUAACAUGAUAUAAGAGGUUUCAUUUGUGAAACAAUUCACAAAGUAAUAAUGCACUGCAAUAUAAUUUUCCCUUUUUGGAAUUAAAGUGAGUAUAGGUAAGCUAUAAAUCCUAUAAUUAAUCAGUUUAUGAAGAAAUUUCAUUAAUUUGUAUUGAAAUUAUUAAAUUGAUUAACUAUAUCAUUGAAGAAUUUCUUUCGGAACUUUAGAUGUAUUAUGCCAAAUUUAUCAAGUUUCUCACACCAGAUGGAAGCAAACAAUCAGCAAAAAUGGCUGCAAGAAAGCUUAUGAAGUAUUUGUCUGGAAAGGAAAUGAGAGAUUGGCUCACAAGCACACAUUUUUGGGGACCUUUUGCAACUUGGUCAAUUCCUAUAGCUGCUAUUGCAGAUACACAAAAAGAUGCUAGUUUGAUCAGUGGGAAAAUGACUUUUGCUUUGUUGAUGUAUUCUUCUAUUUUCAUGAGAUUCGCGUGGAAAGUGAAUCCACGUAACUUACUUCUAUUAUCUUGUCACUUUACUAACACGUGUGCCCAACUAACUCAAGGAACAAGAUUUUUGAAAAAUAAGUACAGCAAAACAGAUGUGUAGAAAAAAAAAUUACCGAAAUUUUUAAAAGUGGUAAAAAUUCAUACUCUAGUCUUGAAUACUCACUGGUCAUACUUGUUUAUUAUAAAUGAACAAUUCCUUUUAAUAAUGUUGUAUAGAAUAUUUUAAUUUACUAUAAAUGUAUGAAAUCUAGUCAUCUGCACUUGUAUUAAAAUAUAAUACAGAUUUUGCUCUUU
Messenger RNA from Daphnia pulicaria, 943 nucleotides. RefSeq names its product mitochondrial pyruvate carrier 1-like. Gene Ontology annotation, cellular component: mitochondrial inner membrane. Bases 372 to 749 code for a protein of 125 amino acids. The record is from RefSeq and is a predicted model, not a curated record. Lineage: Eukaryota; Metazoa; Arthropoda; Branchiopoda; Diplostraca; Daphniidae. The transcript is spliced from 4 exons. Gene Ontology annotation, biological process: pyruvate import into mitochondria.